Messenger RNA from Exophiala xenobiotica, 2667 nucleotides. RefSeq lists its product as uncharacterized. Gene Ontology annotation, cellular component: nucleus; cytoplasm. The coding region runs from base 1379 to 2200 and encodes 273 amino acids. Lineage: Eukaryota; Fungi; Ascomycota; Eurotiomycetes; Chaetothyriales; Herpotrichiellaceae. Gene Ontology annotation, biological process: entrainment of circadian clock by photoperiod; circadian regulation of gene expression. The transcript has 2 exons. Gene Ontology annotation, molecular function: DNA binding; FAD binding. The record is from RefSeq and is a predicted model, not a curated record.
GUCGACAUCCGAGGCAGGAAACUAGCCUUUUCAUCGCUGAUAGGGUCGCCGCUUGGAAUGGGUCUCUCGCCCGGAGGCCGCCAACCAACUCACCAUCAGGCGUUCUCGGAUAAGAUGUCCAGCAACUUGAUCAACCUUCGAUCAGCGAGGCCCAGCCAAGGAGAAUCAACUUCUUGCAGCAUGCAGGUAUGAGUUUGCCGACACUCAUGUCACCACACCACUAUCUAGAAAUACCAAUUGCUUGACGCCUCGACGCUCUCGAACUUGACUACGACCUGUUGUCCAAAUAUCCUCCCAUCAAUUCACAGGUGUGCAAGCAAGAUAUGUACCAGCAAUGAACCCCACGCAAACCUAAUUGUUUCAUGCUGCUGAGUCAAACGAGCCUCGGGCCUCCACCACCCAAUCCACUAGGCUACUACACAGAUGUGAGACAGGCAAACAAUCGGUAAGGCUGAGGUGUCAGAAUGGGCCACUUAGCUGUUCAAGGUCUAGACACGACCAUUCCAGGCUUCACUUCUCUCCUGUGCCUACCAGCGAUCCCCAGGCCCAUCCGCAUCGUGGAUACGGCUAAGAGCAACUUUUCGAGAGGAAUGCUUUCACUCGAGACCCUCUCAGGCUGCGCCUUGGCAGGAGGCAGCUGCUUCAGAUCUUCCCUUGCGUGACGACUUUAAGAUCGUCUUCCCAAAGUACAUUGCGAGGUUCAACGCAGUCAGAAACCAUGUCUUAACUCGACCUGGCCCGUGUACAUAUCUGGUACUAUAACACCGUGAGUACUAAAAUGACGGAAUGUCAGUAUCUGCCUUGUUUUCCUCCGUAUACGUUGUACCAGAGUUCCAAUUUCCAGCUCCUCGAUUUCUCUUUAAAGGUAGUACCCUCAGCCUUGCCGUGAAACACUUGCAUCUUCAGCGCCUGAAGAGCACCCUACCAAUUCAACAUCAAUCUCGGAUCAAGAUGUCCAAAAGGCACGUUCCAGAUCACCCUGAGACCAUACAUCCAAAAACAAAACUGGCAAAGGAGAUCGAUUCCCAUAUCCCAUAUGAAGAACUCACCACCCUCUUACACCAACAGGAAGAUUCGAAAGACACAAGGAGAGUACUGCAUUGGUUCCGCAGCAAGGACCUCCGCAUCCACGACAAUCGCGCCUUGCACGCAGCAUCCAGCUUCGCACAAGAAUUCAACGCACCCUUACUAUGCGCGUAUUUGAACUGCCCGGCCGAAUUCAGGUGGCACGGAACCUCACCAGCUAGGACGGACUUUAUCUGCGAGAACCUCAGUCUGAUGCAGUCCGAGCUCAAUGAGUUAGACAUCCCACUCAUCUUCCUUCAGGCUGGCGAACGCAGCGACAUCGUUCCCUCGAUCGUCAAUUUCAUCCGCGAGAAUGAUAUCUCCCACGUUCUUCGCCAACUACGAAUACGAAGUCGAUGAGCUCCGUUGUGACACUAGAGUCUUGCAAGAGGCCACCGCUGACGCCCACAGGUCCUUUCACGUCUCUCUACAUCACGACCAGACAGUCAUGGAACCAGACACCAUGCUUACAGAAAAUGGCAAGCCAAUGAAAGUGUUCACGCCCUACCACCGAGCCUGGCUAGCCGAAGUGAAAUAUAACCCCAGGCUUCUCGGCACUGUGCCUGCGCCGUCCAGAAACUCCGCUGAUGCCACAAAGACGCUGCAUCAGCUAUGCGACAGCAAACCGCCCACUCCACCCAAGGAGAAACAGUUCGCCGACGAGUCGGAGCGCAAGCGCAUCCGCUCGCUCUGGCCCGCAGGCCACGGCGCCGCAGUCCAGCGUUUGAAACACUUCCUCACAGAUAAGAUAGGGGGCUACGCGGCCACGCGCUCCAAUCCAGCGCAGGACUCGACUUCACGUUUGUCCGCCUACUUUGCCGCGAGAGUACUGUCUGUCCGCGAAACGCUUUCUGCAGUGCGCAGAGUUAACAAGGGGUCCGAUUUCUCCCAGUCUGGAUCUAGCUACGGCAUAGCAUCUUGGGUACGCGAGAUCGUGUUCCGCGAAUUAUACCGGCAGAGCACCUUGACGACUCCGCACACGGCGAUGAGCUUGCCGCAGAAUCUCAAGUUCGACUUCGUUCACUGGGAAGACGACCAGGAGGGCUACGAUCGCUGGGAACGGGGCACGCUUGGCGUCCCGUUCGUCGACACAGGAAUGCGCCAAAUCAAGCAUGAGGCAUACAUUGCACAAUAGGCUGCGGAUGAAUGUGUCAAGCUAUCUCUACUGCAAUGUACUGAUCGAUUACCGACGUGGCGAGCGAUAAUUCGCAGAAACCCUGAUUGACUGGGACUUGAACAACAAUGCUCAGGGCUGGGAGCCAAGUUAUACGGUCUUCAACCCGGUGAGUCAGGCGGAGAAGAAUGUAAGUGGUGUCCGUUCGUGCUUAUGCAGGCUAUAUGUAUAGCCCCUUGACUACAAUUUACAUCCUAUUGUCCAAUACGGCACGGACGUCAUGCAUAUCGAGGUGUAUGGACUAUAGACUACUUCCGUUUCCACCCCUUCCUUCCGUCUCACCGAGAUGAGAAACCUGCUUGUAGAGUUGAUACCAACAACCACCUCAGAGCUAUGUAAAUAGUUGGAUGGUCGGAGUCCUGCCAUGGAAACAGCCAUGUACACUGUAGCGUGGUGGAGUGAUUCCCGGGUCAAUAUCUGGUUCUUCA